AUGUAUUCGUCAUCAUACACAAUAAAAUUAAAAAUAACUUAUUUAAUCAAAUUUCAUUCUUAUUCUUAUUCGUUAUCAACCAUUAAUUAUAAUCAAAUUGGUACAACCAUUGUCUAUAAAAAAAUUGUUCUUUUAUCAUCAUCGAAUGUUGUUAUAGUAGAAUUAGCCUCAUCAUCAUCUAAAUUUCAAUAUCGUCAAAUUCUAGAACAAUUAUUAUUUUCAUCAGCAAUCAGUCUGGAUUCGGAUACGACAUUUAUUUAUAGAGUCAGUGAAUAUCUGCUCAAAGUAUAUCCGGUGAUUAUGUUAAUAUUAGGUGUAUUUGGUAAUGCACUAUCAUUUUGUGUACUCAUUCGACAAUCUAUGCGUCGUUAUUCAACAUUUUGUUAUCUUGCUUGUUUAGCACUUGUUGAUAUUGGUGUGAUAUUAACGUUUUGUAUUAAUUUUAUUCUAUUAUAUCAUUUAAAAUAUGAUAUGCAAGAAAAAGCAUUUGCUUGUAAAUUAUUUGCUUUUUGUACAUAUUUUUUACCACAAUAUUCAUCAUGGUUACUAGUAGCUGUGAGUUUUGAUCGUGUUAUAUCAGCAAAAUAUUUAAAAUUAGCUAAAACAUGGACAAGACCAAAACAAUCAUUAGUUAUUAUGAUUGCUCUCGGUCUAAUAUUAGCAUUAAUAAAUAUACACUUUUUCUUUUAUAAAAAUUAUUCAAUACAAUUGCCAACAAAAAUUAUUACUACAACACUAUCAAAUAUAAAUGGAAACCGAUCAGUUAGUUAUGAACCACAGCUUGCCCAUUUUUCUGAUGAUCAAACAUCAUUUUCAUAUGAUUCAUUAUCAUUUACCGAAGCUGUUCCUGAUACUGGUCAAUUGAAAUCAUAUUAUGCUGAUACAACUAUGGCAUCCGUCCUACCAAUAAAAUCAUCACCUAAUAUUAUUGUUAUCGAUGAUACAUUUAAAAUACCUGAUGUAAAUAUCAUUCAUUGUUCAUUAGAAAAUGAUCCACGUUUAGAAUGGUUAUAUCCAUAUUGGGCAUGGAUUGAUCUACUUAUGAAUGUUAUUAUACCAUUUACAGGUAUAAAUAUUUGCUUUGAACUCUAUCGUGAUAUAUCAAAUCCAUUACUUUAA
Didymodactylos carnosus is the source of this 1119-nucleotide messenger RNA. NCBI's taxonomy places the organism in Eukaryota, Metazoa, Rotifera, Eurotatoria, Philodinida, Philodinidae. The record is from the annotation of a GenBank genome assembly.